AUGUGCGAUGUAUGCUCAGACUUUUUGCAAUUACUUCUCUCUUAUGAACUAGAAUCUUUCAAAGAUACAAAUGAGGACCAAAUCUUAAGUAAAAGAGAUAUUGGAAUUGUGCUGUCUUAUGUGCAGGCAUGGCCUUCACGGCAGUGUAUGUGUUGUUAUCGUGAUACAAAGAACUUGGAGAGAUUCAACUGUAUCACUCAAAACAUAAUUUAUUUGGCUGUUUGCCAGUUAAAAAAAUUAGGCGAGAAAGCAAAAGAAACAUACAAUAAUGAAAAAAGUAAGGAAAAGGUGGCAGGGGAAAAAGAUAAAGUUAAAGUUGCUGAUUCUACAGCGAAUCAAGAAAUAGAUCAGCUUUUGAUGCUUGUUUCAAAGAUAUUUAUUCUCAACUUUCCAUUGUAUGUUGCAUUUAAACAUACAAUACAAUCAAAACUAGAUGAUCUGACACAACAAGAAAUGCAAAAUCUAAAUAUUUUUUGUGAUUUACAUGAUUCUGAAAUACCCAUUUUUCUACUAAGAAAUGUUAGCUUUUUCUGUAAAACAGGAGGAAUACAUGCAAUGACUAAUUGCUUCUCUUACCUUUCACCUGAAGAAUUACCUGUUUCUACUGCCCAUGCUAUGAUUGCUGUUGUUUGUAAUUUAAAACUUUGGAUGAAUAUUAAGAGCACAGUAACAAUGUUGGUGCCCCUUCGUUCGUGUGUUCUUCGCUAUAUGUGCAAAUUAUCAGAUCAGGACUUAAGGACACCGACCAUAAAGAGUAUGGCAGAUUUUAUGUGGAAUGCUAUAAAGGAUCCUUUAGAUACUCCCAUGGCAUUUGAUAUUGAUGGUUUGGAUUUGGCAUUCAAAUAUUUCACGUCAAGUACACUGACGAUGAGAUUGGCUGGGAUAACGCAAAUUAACAAUCAAAUUGGAGUUCUGGCAGAGUUGUGUGUGGGGGAAGCCCUGCCCGAGGCCGAGUCCGCUCCCAGACAUAUGGCCGACUGGCUUAUCAGCAACAAAAUUAUAUCGCACAUUUUUGGACCAAAUUUGCACGUUGAGGUAAUAAAACAGAGUCACAUUAUACUCAACUUCUUGGCGAUGGAGGGCCGUAUAACAUGCGAACACAUUGAUACGAUAUGGGCCGCAGCUCAAUUAAAACACUGCUCAAAAACUGUACAUGAUUUACUACCAGGCCUCGUGAAGCACCUUCCCGCUCCCCCCGCAUUGCAUCUUUACUCAUUGCUGUUUAAAAUGGAACCCAAGGAGCAUACCGAACAGACUUUAUUUCUAGCAUCGGCAUUAAUUAAAUUUAUCUGGACCAAAGGAGGAGCUGGUGCAGAGGCAGGACUUAUAGGAUUAGCUGCAUCAGCUGCGGGAAUAGCACUCCACAAAUGCCACAGUUCUACCGAAAAUAGCGGUGAAACUUCUGGUCAGUCAGAGAGUCAUAAGUCAGAAAGUGAAGACAUCGAUGGUGUCGAACUUGACGAUUUGGAGGAACAAAGCGUUGCUGUUGAUAGCGAGGGACCGACACCUUGUAAAGUGCCCCGAAAGCAAGUGUCGCCAGAAAGGAAAAACGUUGGAGGAAGCAGCAGUGACGUCGACAUCGAAGAAGAACUUCCAAAAGGAGAAAGUAACGGAAAGAAGGGAAAGGCACAAACACCUGGUGUGACGUUAUCAGAAAAGAGGCAUGUUUCUCCACGUAAAAAAAUUAAUGUAAAUGCAGCAGCUGAAGCUAUGGACGAUUUGGCAACUAGUAGUUCUCCAGAAGAAGCCGAAUCUGAAGGUAUAAAAUUCGGAAGAAAACGAAAGAAAAUCCUCAGGAGGACGAGAAAUCGAAAAUUAAAAGAAUUUUUAGGUAAAAGAGUAAAUAAGAGAAACGUACAGGCUCCCGAAGUAGUAGCGUUAAGUGAAGAGGACGGGGAUAGUGACCAAGAAAUGAAAAGGGUUUCAGUAAAGGAAGCUGCAGCGUUGAUUUUGCCUAGUCAGGUUAAUAAUUUAGUCGAUACAGGUCUGAAACAAGCCAUUUAUAUGGAAGAAAGUUCAUCCUGUAGCGAAUUAGGAAAAGAAACUGCGGCAAUUGAAGGAGCUGAAGGCUCUUGCCCUAAUACUUUUUUGGCCAUACAUUCAAGAGCUGCUGCAGAUCGUAUUUUGGAACUUUUAAGUGGUGAAGAGGCAGAGGCCGAAGGUGAUGGAGAAGGCAGUUAUUCAUCGAGAAUGAGCACCAAAUCAGAGAAAAACAUGGCCGAUUUUGAUGGCGAAGAUUCCGUCUGUGAAGAAGAACUGGCACAGUUAGCUGAACAUGCACAGAUGAACCUGGACUCUUUGGCGAAUCAGUCAUCUCCAGAGAAGUCUCCCCAGAGGCUAGAUCCGCGACUUUCUGCCUGUUUUAAAAUAGAAAACGUCUGCUUACCCGGCAACACCCUCCUGUGGGAUCUGCUUCAAGAUAACAAGAUUAGUCAAUUGGGUGAAGGCCUGGCCUUAGAAGCCGAAAAGACCCUGUGCAACAUCUUAUGCUAUAACACAGACAGAAUAAUCAGAAUGAAAUUUAUUGAAGGAUGUCUUCGUAAUUUGGCCAAUAAUACCUCCGUCAUUGUCUCUUUACGUCUUCUUCCGAAGUUACUUACGUCGUUUCAACAGUUUCGGGGCUUAGACAUGCACCAUAUCACUCACUGGGCUGAACGACAGCAUCACAUGAUGUCUCAUUUCUUCAAUAAUUUGAAAGUUUACACUGCAGACCCUAGCAAAGCGCUCACGUUGUAUUCGCAUCAGAUGCAAAUUCAAGUUCGACUACAUUUCUUAUCUGCUGUUUUUUCACCUCUGGGGUCCCCUCAAACAUUUAAAUUAAGUCUGGAACAGGUGGACACAUUAUGGGAGUGCCUGGCACAUGAUCCUGAAUGCUCAGACGAGCUCUUCAGCUGGCUGCUGUCUCAAGCUAAAAGUAUCGAACUUCACGCACUUGGAUUGAAGGCACUCAAACGCCUUUACCUUCAUCAUCUGCCUAGUUUGCCCCCUGAAAAUUUCAGCAUGACUUGUUUGAGUCUAUUCCAACAGUUAUGCAAUUUGGCCAGGAUCGCGACUGCCAACAUGGAUGCUAAUGGGCACGAUGGUUACGUUGUUGGUAUGGAUCACAUGUGGAAAAUCGCCCUUAAAGCUAACAAUACCGAUGUUAGUAUGGCUGCUAUUCAGUACUUGAACGGAUACUACAUGGGGCAGAAUCUUCAGCACGAGGGACAGUUCGUUUGGCAGUGUAUGUCGCACUUGGCGGCUGCCACAGACGAUCUAGUGUCCUCUACAACCCCCGGGACCGAAGAAGCGCCCUUAUUGUACAUACAAAGAGCCCUGUUGUUGCUUAAAACACAUAUGGAAACCUUUAGGCGCAGGUACGCUUUCCAUUUACGACGUUGGGCCUUAGAGGGCAAAGGAGUGGGUAGCCACGCCGCUUUAGGAGACCGGUCUUCCACCCUUAUAAGAUUAAUGGUACAACCUGCUGUGAUGUCAGAAAGGUCCGUUUUGGAUCUCUUAAGUUCGGAUUAUGUUGCCGACCUAAGAGCUGAAGUGGUUACUUGGUGGGAAAAACUUUGCGAGAUCAGAAAUGCUGAGUCAGAAAAUCAAAGAAGCUCUCCUGCUUUACAAGAAGGGCCAAUACGAAUCAUUACACAAGGCCAGGAACUUACCACUGAAUCUGAUGAAAAAACUCUGGCAGAAAUGGGUUUCAAAGAUAAUCAGAUGGUGUUUAUAUCAGUCGGGGCCGCUCGCGGAUUAAAGAAAAGGGAAUGCGCAGACUCGCCCUCCCUUCAACCACCUCCCCCCAGAGAAUCGAUUCCUACCCUUCUUUUGCUUAGGCCUAAUUAUUUCGAACAGCUGUUUGGCCUAAUGCAUACUCUUAGCAACAUGAAGACACCAGUUAAGGGCGGAAAUAAGAUGCCUCAUACAAAAGCACAAGUUCUCAGCAGAAGAGUGUGGGACAUUUUGAGUCUCUUACCGACGAAUCCGACUCUAUUAAGAGGCUUCCAGAACCUGGACACACCACUUGCCGAGCUCCUUGACCCGUCUAGUCCUCAGAAGUUGAUGUAUUCACUGUACAUCGUCGAGUCGUUGAGUGUCAAGACGAGCACCAAGAAUCAGGAAGAUGGCAAGGAGCCCUGGAGCAACGUGUUUAUACAACAAGGGGGACUUAGCACCAAGAAUCAGGAAGAUGGCAAGGAGCCCUGGAGCAACGUGUUUAUACAACAAGGGGGACUUAGGCACUUGUUUGAUAUUUUUAUGUCAGGUGUCUUACAAAAGUCUGGAGAUAGUGGAGGCGAGUGGCACCAAGACUGUUUGGCGUCCUUGUUAAAACUGCUGUGCCACUUGGGGGUUGAGAACACUCCUAACGAUACCAGACCUUCAAGGAAUGAGAAAAUAAUUAUUCCUAGUCUUAAUGAGUGUUUGUUGUCGAUGAUAGAAGUGAAGAGUACUAUGCAUAGGCUUACUAGCAUCUUACAAGAGGCGUCCAUGCCGAGAGAUCCUAACUAUUACAAAACUGGAUUCUGGGGAAGAGCUCAAGUGGUUCAUUACGCAAUGUCCUUGUUGGUAUCGUGGUUACACUGCAGUGAACAAGCAAAGCAAGCGCUCUUUGAAACUCCCAGUUUUUCUGUAUGGCUACAGAGACUGGUGUUAGAAGAUCCAGAACCUGCUGUACGAAGAGAAGUGUGCUCUGCCCUUUACAGAUUGUGCUUGGGCAUAUCAGCUCGUAACGACACGUCUGACCAUAGCAUCACAGCCCCGAUUCUAGCACAGUUGCUUAACUAUUUAACUGUGGCGGAAAGUAUGCGACCCCAAAAGUUAGACGGUAUACAAGCACCAGAGGAAGGCAAAGAACCUUAUGGGCCAGCAUGUCGAGAUUAUUUUUGGUUGAUUUCACGACUGGUUGACAGUUUACCUGACGACGUCGUCAAAGAAAGUAUAGAGGAACCUCAGAAUUGUGUGAUAGAUGUAAAUAAUUUAACUGCUAAAGUGGCCGAAUCAGUAUUAGCCCGGGAAUACCUGGAAACGAGGCACAGGACCGUCGACGAUGACGGUCUCAUAGGACUGCUAAACCUGCUCACAAAUCUUUUGAAACAUAGGUUGCCAUUCCAAGCCAGUAAACAGGGUCAAGAAUUGAUAUCUGAAAUUUUCGAUUUUCUCUUCGCGCUUCCCAAUCCAAAGAAACGUCAUGUUCCUAAAUGUAAAUCAGUAAGAUCUCGAACGGCUGCAUUUGAUCUUCUCGUAGAAUUAGUUAAAGGUUCGCCCGAAAAUUACGCCAUCUUACACGAAAAACUUCUUCAACAACAUCAACCAGGUCCAAAUUCUCCUUAUCCUUGGGACUAUUGGCCCCAUGACGAUGGCAGAUCAGAGUGCGGAUAUGUUGGACUUACGAACCUGGGGGCUACCUGUUACAUGGCGUCCUGUAUGCAGCACCUGUAUAUGAUGCCCCAGGCGAGAUCGUCAAUCCUUUCAGCAAACGUGGAACAUUCCAAACACGAAUCAACUCUGAGGGAGCUUCAAAGAAUGUUCGCCUAUUUAUUGGAAAGUGAAAGGAAAGCUUACAAUCCUCGGAGUUUUUGUAAAGUGUAUACAAUGGAUCAUCAGCCCCUGAACACUGCCGAACAGAAGGACAUGGCUGAGUUCUUCAUAGAUCUUGUCAGUAAAUUAGAAGAAAUGACGCCGACCUUAAAAAAAGUGAUAAAAACUCUUUUUUGUGGCGUUAUAAGCAACAAUGUCGUGUCACUAGACUGCAAUCACGUUAGUCGAACCCUCGAAGAAUUCUACACUGUUCGUUGUCAGGUGGCGGACAUGAGAAAUUUGUACGAAUCUUUGGACGAAGUUACCGUUAAGGAUACUCUUGAGGGUGAUAACAUGUACACAUGUUCGCAAUGUGGCAAAAAAGUACGAGCUGAGAAGAGGGCAUGUUUUAAAAAACUCCCUCAGAUAUUGUGCUUUAACACAAUGAGAUAUACUUUUAAUAUGUUAACGAUGUUAAAGGAGAAGGUCAAUACGCAUUUUUCAUUUCCAUUAAGACUGAACAUGGCGGGGUACGUAGAAAAGCAGCUUAUGCCUCAACAGUAUCAAGAAGAAAAAGAGAAGAGCGGUGACUUUGAGGAGGUGGAACAAUAUGAAUAUGAUCUUAUAGGCGUGACAGUGCAUACGGGUACUGCAGACGGGGGUCACUAUUAUAGUUUCAUCAAAGAUAGAACAGGGGGCUCUAGAGACAAAUGGUUUCUAUUCAACGACGCUGAAGUGAAACCUUUUGAUCCCAAUCAAAUAGCAGCAGAAUGUUUUGGCGGAGAAAUGACUAGUAAAACUUAUGAUAGUGUAACGGAUAAGUUUAUGGACUUUAGCUUCGAAAAAACGAACAGCGCUUACAUGCUUUUUUACGAACGGUGUCCUAUAAACGUGAGCGGUAGUCCUGAAGGCGUCGAAUGUCCUUCAACUGCAUUCGAACCUGACGAGAGCACUAUAUCGUCCUGUUCGUCUUCAAGUACGACCACGUUUGAAUUGAGCAAAGAAUUGGCCGAUUGGAUAUGGCAGGAUAAUAUGCAUUUCAUACAGGACAAAAAUAUCUUCGAACACACAUAUUUCAAUUUUAUGUGGCAAAUAUGCGGUUACAUUCCUCAAACAAUUUUGCCCAUACAGCCUGAUAUCACUCAGAAAGCAGCCCAAUUGUCCAUGUCGUUCUUUAUCGAGACGUUCAUUCAUGCCAAGGAAAAGCCAACGAUGGUUCAGUGGGUUGAAUUGGUCACCAAACAGUUCAAUGCAUGCCAAGAAGCAUGUGUAUGGUUUUUGGAACACAUGGCACAAGACACAUGGUGGCCUGUUCAGGUACUUCUAAAAUGCCCCAAUCAAAUGGUAAGGCAAAUGUUCCAGAGGCUAUGCAUCCACGUUAUUCAAAGAUUGAAGCCAUUGCAUUCUAGUUUGUAUUUGGCAGUAGACGACGAGGAUGAUAGCGGGGGAAAUAAUGACGAAUUAAGUGAUGACGACUUACUAAAGGUCAAACCCCAAAAAAUUGGAAACGUAUCCUGUGUUACCAAAUUUGUAAAAACCCUCCUAUCAUUGAUGGAACAUGGUGCAAAGGCCCACUUAAAACAUCUGACAGAAUUUUUCGGUUUUCUGUAUGAAUUUAGCCGGAUGGGAGAAGAAGAAUCUAAAUUUUUAUUAACCGUUGGUGCUGUAAACACAAUGGUUCAAUUUUAUCUUGGCCAAAAGGCAAACGAUUUUGUGGAUGUAAGUGAAGGUGAAGAAGAAGAAGAAGUAGUUGCUUUGCCUACAGAUAAAUAUAAACCAGCAUCCCUAGAUAAAAUGAUCACCUUGAUAGCAUCCCUUGUUGAAAAGAGUAGGGAUGCUUCAGGACGAUUGAAAUUGAGUGCCAAAGACCAAAAUGCUGUGGCUGGAGGAAAAGGUUUCCCCUUCUUGUACCAACAAAUAAAAGACAACAUAAACUUGCAACAAACCCGCAACCUUAUUCACUCGCUCUGCAAAGGGAACGAAAGACUCGCCACCCAAAUUAUUAGCAUGAUCUCUCAAGCCAUUAGCCGACAUUCAGAAUCUUGCCAGCCAUUCUUCAAAAUACUAACAUUGUUAACAGAAAGUAGUUCUCAAAGUUCGGCUAAUAAUCAACCUGGUCAGCCCUGUUUCACGCAAUUGGUGUUGCAAAGGGUGUGGGAGGCGGCUGAAUGUUGUCCCUAUUCGGCUCUCGAUUGGCUUGCCCUGCAAGUGACCCGUAGUCGUCUUGUACACCAGUGGGUCCUCAAUUCGAUGAACUCGUGGCUCGAGCAUUUUUUAAUUGCUCACGGCAACCAACGAGUCAGAAAUGCUGCUGGAUAUUUAUUGGUAUCUUUGGUGCCUAGUACACAGUUCCGCCAAGGUUUCAGAGCAACUCAUCGGCUACACCGUGAACCUCAGUUAUCUGCAGAAGCCCAGUCUGUUCUUCACAAGAUAUAUACAGAACUUCUAAGACUCUUAGCCUCCGCAAAACAUUAUACCGACAUACAGCAGCACGGCACCAUGAAACUUACCGCGUAUUUUGCCCUGUUGAUGUACUGUUGCAUUUCGAGGACAGAAAAACUGAUGUUUGGUCAGUACUUUAUGCAGCUGUGGCACCUGUUUCAUCCCAAAUUAUCUGAACCUUCCAUACCUGCCCAUCAUAAUAAACAGGCCUUGCUCGCCUUCUGGAACCACGUGUGUACCGAUUGUCCGGAAAACGUGCAGCUCAUGCUUCAGAAUGCUCAUGUUACCAAAAAUAUUGCAUUUAAUUAUAUACUGGCAGACCACGACGACCAAGAAAUCGUUAUGUACAACAGAGCAAUGUUGCCGGCAUACUACGGUCUCUUGAGGAUGAUGUGCCAACAGUCGAAGAAUUUCACGAGACAUCUUGCGCAACACCAGAAUCUUCAGUGGGCUUUUAAAAACAUCACGCCACAUCCCACGCAGUAUCCCAUUGCGGUCGAGGAACUGUUUAAAUUGAUGCAGCUUUUCGUUACUAAAUAUCCGGACGCAACGGAAGCUGAGCAACGAGAAAUUUGCUCUUUUAGGAGGUCGACCCUUACUGCUUAUUUACAGUGUUUGGAUGGUAGAACGAGUUGGGCGACUCUCAUAUCUGCAUUUAGGAUAUUAAUCGAAUCCAAUGACGAUAGACUAUAUAUAGUUUAUAACAGUGGCCUUCAAAUAGUUUUCGAGUCAUUCCAAAAUUUACACGUAAUGUUGCACGAAGCAACAACAUGCCAUGUAUCUGGAGAUCUGACGGAGAUCCUGUCCAUCCUGCUUGAUCUGGUCCGUUGUUUAAGGAUAUACAGGGAACCCAAGGACGCAAGAAGUAUUCUGCUCAAUUGCAAGGAUUGGCUUGAGGUACUUCGAAAACUCGCAACACUUCUGAAUACUUACAAUCCCCCAGAGAUGCGCUUGUUGUGCAUAGAAAUUUUAAAAGAGUUCGUGUUAAUAAUGCCAGGAGAAGUAAUGCAAAUUUCGGUUCCCCUAUUGUCACACUGUCACUCUGCGUUCCACGACAACCACGACGCUGUUCCAUUGGGACCAUACUUUCCCAGAAGAGGACAUCCUUUGCCACCCUCUGCUGGUAAAGGGACUGGGAGACCUUUAAGGCCAAUGGUACAAAUGACUGUCCCUCAUAAUCAACUCGAAUGUAACCACGGUGUCGAUCCGGAGUAUGAUGAAGCAUUGGACAAGUUUUACACACCAUAUCACGAAUUUAUCGACAUGCUUUGUCGAUUAGCUGUUAAUUCAGAAUCUUUAUCUGAAGUUAUGAUCACUUUAAGUGCGAUGGUAGGCUUUGAGGCGGUGCCUUUACACUCCAUUUACUUCCCUAAAUUUUGGCUGGAUGUCUUACGAGUACAGCACGUGGACAGAAAAUAUAUAACGAUGUUGACUUCGUGCACCUAUUUCGUGGAUUACGUAGACGCAGUGCUUCUAGACGAACGUCUGGCCCUCACCAACGACAUAAUCUACGAAUUUCUUACCACUUUCUUUCCCAAAGUUUCAGAUCGAGUUUUGACUGAACAAACCCUAAACAUGAUCGACAACACAGUGGUUACGUUAAGCGAACAAGUCGUUUCGAUGGAUAUUAAAAAAAUGGCAAGACGUCUGGCCGGAGACCUAAGGGCUCUCGUUCUUGUAUACAAUAGUCCCGAGGCUGUACCACCUCCGUUACUCAAAACUACACUUCAACAACUCAAAACUAGGGUCGAGGACGUAUUAAAGGAAUUUGAAUUUGAGGGAGAAAAUUCCAGUAGCAGUAAUUCAGAAGAAAACUCGAAAACAAUCCCUAAAAGCGAAGAGGUGAAUCAAAAAGAGGACCUAGCGAAACCGGGAUGUUCAAAGGACCCUGAGGAUAGCAGUCUAGUCAAAAGUGAUUCGAAAAAGGAGCGACGUCAAGACAACAGUGACGAUGUUUCUGAAAUACAAAAUGCGAGCAACAGCGAGGAAAUGAACAGUGGAGAUGAGCAAAAGUCCGGCAGUAACCAAAAAGACUUCAAGGACGAUAUCAAGCUUCUCAUGUCCGCCGUGGAAGAGCUCCUCACCAUCGCUGAAAAGGUUUAAAAACUCGAAAAUGUGUGUAUGGUUAAAACAAUGUUUCAAAUUGCAAUUAUUAUUGGAUUAAUUAAUUAAAAACGGAGAUAAAUAUGAAACUACAUCGCGGACCAUUCGUUUCGAUUUUCUGUUUUAUUAAUUUUUUUCAUGUACAUCACUUUGUCUCUUCUUAAAUGCAUAAUAUCGUAUACGUAGAUGUGUUAAGGGUACAGUUUUUUGUGUCUUAGUAAUUUUUCUAGAGAAUGAAACGCGAACAGCUAUUUAUUUCACCAUCUCUUCUCUUUCGUUUAUUCAUCUGUCUGUCUGUCUGCAUCUCAUUCCCUCUCUGUCCUGUUGAAGCCUGAAAUCGUGUGGUACAGCCAAUCUUUUACGGAAGCAGGGUUAAUUUUGUCGUCGGUGCGUGGAGGAUUAACAAAUUUGCCAGUCUUUAUUUAGCAAAUUGAAUAAAUGUGUGAAGAUUUUUUUGUAAAAAUGUUAAUAAAAAUGCCUUUUUACACGUCUCAUUAUCCUUUGCUUCCUCCAAAGAUUAAUAUUUUUUAAUU
Molecule: messenger RNA, 10577 nt
Organism: Agrilus planipennis (emerald ash borer)
Lineage: Eukaryota; Metazoa; Arthropoda; Insecta; Coleoptera; Buprestidae
Gene: puf
Product: ubiquitin carboxyl-terminal hydrolase puf
Exons: 54
Coding region: 1-10044 (3347 amino acids)
Biological process (GO): protein deubiquitination
Cellular component (GO): cytosol; nucleus
Molecular function (GO): cysteine-type deubiquitinase activity; cysteine-type endopeptidase activity
Source: RefSeq, a predicted model, not a curated record